CUUUAUUAAUUCCCCAAGUUUCAAGUUUUCAAGUGACCCAUCGGUAUACGCCAAGCCGACUCAUUUGUGCGGGCUGGGCGGGCCUGCCCUGUCUUGUGCUAGUCUCCCAUUCGUAAGCUGCAGCGCGCCAAGCCUCUCUGCAUCGUCUCUUCUCCGAUCUGAGUUUCCCCUCAAGCUCUGCUCUGCUAGAUAGCUACAAGCCUUAAAGCUACGCUCUCUUCAAGAAUAGCGCGAUAACUUGCGCUCGAUUCUACAAGCACACCGACUUGUAUCUUUCUGCAGAAUUAAAGAAACAUAUUUUUGCUGAUGGGUGAUGUGGCAAAGGAUUUGAGCUCAGGGACUGUUGGAGGGGCAGCACAAUUGAUAUGUGGUCAUCCUUUUGAUACUAUUAAGGUGAAGCUACAAAGUCAACCUGCCCCACUAUCUGGGCAGGCUCCCAAAUAUUUGGGUGCCAUGGAUGCUGUGAAGCAGACAAUCGCUGCAGAAGGUCCAAAGGGUUUAUACAAAGGCAUGGGGGCCCCACUUGCCACUGUCGCAGCCUUCAAUGCACUGCUCUUCACAGUUAGAGGUCAAAUGGAGGCAUUGGUGAGAUCAGAACCAGGCAUUCCCCUUACUGUGGGCCAGCAAAUCCUUUGCGGGGCUGGAGCAGGAACUGCUGUUUCCUUUCUUGCGUGCCCGACUGAAUUAAUCAAAUGCAGAUUGCAGGUGCAAAGUGCACUUGCAAGUUCAGUGGGGGCAACGGUGGAAGCAGUGAAGUAUUCUGGGCCAAUGGAUGUGGCAAGGAAAGUUCUGAAGUCUGAAGGAGGUGCAAGGGGACUCUUCAAGGGACUUAUCCCCACCAUGGCCCGUGAAGUGCCUGGGAAUGCUGCAAUGUUCGGUGUCUACGAAGCCACAAAACAGUACCUUGCUGGCGGUCAUGAUACUUCAGGGCUUGGCAGAGGCUCUCUGGUCAUAGCUGGAGGCUUAGCAGGGGCCUCAUUUUGGGUUUUUGUAUACCCAACCGAUGUCGUCAAGAGUGUGCUACAGGUUGACGAUUUCCACAAGCCCAAGUUCUCGGGCUCAAUCGAUGCCUUCAGAAAAAUCUUUGCAGCGGAGGGAGUAAAGGGCCUUUACAAGGGGUUUGGACCGGCCAUGGCUAGGAGCGUUCCGGCAAAUGCUGCUUGUUUCUUGGCAUAUGAAGUCACUAGGGAUAGUUUGGGGUAAUAAUAGCCUCCUUCAACUAUUGAUGAUUCUUUUUUAUUUUUUUGGCUUUUAAUUACACGCUUCCAAUUUACAUAACUUGUUUUCAGUUACAUGAUUCAAGAAUCCUAAAUAGUAAUCCAAUUAAUUGCCCCAUUGAUUUGAGAUUUAGUCUUAGUUGUUUUGUAUUUGAAGAAUAAGUAUAAAUAAAUAAAUAAAAACAUGUAUGCAAUCCAUGUUCACAUAC
This is a messenger RNA of Cuscuta europaea, 1426 nucleotides long. The record is from the annotation of a GenBank genome assembly. NCBI's taxonomy places the organism in Eukaryota, Viridiplantae, Streptophyta, Magnoliopsida, Solanales, Convolvulaceae.